AUGGCUUCGGUGCCUGAUCGGAUAGUGAACGCUUUUAUUGGUGUGAUUCUGGAAAGGGUUCAGGUCGCCCCUGGUCGGUUUCGUGUCUCGCUGCCUCCUCACGGUUUUUCGGUCGAAGAAGCGCUUCUCAUUUCAUCUUUCUCCCCCCUUCGAUUCCUUCCGAUGAAAGUCUGGAAAGCUCACAGAAAGCGCUCGCGUAUGGUGCUCAGAUUCCGGCGCGUUUCAGCUCACAGAGAAAUUGUUAGAGCAGGCAAUGUCUUGUUUACCGUCGCUCUGGCACAUCGACCCUCUUCAUCAGAAGCCUUACGAGGAGUCGAGCAACCAGGAACAGCAGGACAAACACAAAGAAGUAGGCAUCAAAUCAGCAAAGAACUAUGGAGCCGUGCGCUUCUGGAGGUAAAACAGUCCAAAGAUCAAGAUGCCAUCAAACUCAUUGACGAGAUUGGGAGCCGGGUCGGCCAAGAUGGCACGACUGAUACCUGCCCGACAGUCAUGGCGGACUUGGUGAUGAGCAUCUCAGAGACAAUGGAGCGCCAACUGAAGGAGAAGAAAAGCCCUACUUUGGCGUCUUCAUACGUUGAAAAGACAAUCGACGCUCUCAAUCAAUUUGUCUCAGUUGGGGAUGUUGCUGUCAGCUAUGACCCAGUACACGCUGCCCUUCCAUGGGCUGUUGUACGGGCGGUCCUUGUGACUGUUGCAUCAAAGUAUCAGCUUGAUGCACAGAUACUAGGAGGGCUGGCUUCCGUCACCUCGUUAUUGCUGCAGUGCAACAUGUACCAAAAGCUGUACUUGUCCUCCGACCACGACCCGGAUGGUGUUGAGGAAGCUCGAGAGGCUCUUAAAGAGUCUCUUGUCGCCUCCUAUGUGAGCUCGCUGUAUUUUCUGGGUUUUGUGUACGCCCGGCGGAGGAGGAAUAUGGCAGUGGUGGCUCCCUUUGUGCUCCACGAAGUCGAGAAAAAGGUCAAGGAUCUCGACGACAGUAGCCGCCAACUUACCAACAAAGCAGACGACUGUGAAAGAUUCUAUACCUCUCAUACCAGCUCAUCUUCACAGAAGCUCAUCGAGCUUAUUGACAGCUUGCGGCAGUCUUCGAGCUACCACUCCACACUGCCGCACAGCAUACUCCUUGAGAGCAUACAGAAAGAGUUUAUCAUAAGCAAGCUACUAAUCGCUCAGGGUGCGGCUUUUGAUGAUUACUCUCAGACAUUCCGAGACGAAUGUUACCCCGGCACGCGCCUUGAGAUACUCGACUCAAUAUACAAAUGGGUAGCUGAUCCAGCCAGCCCUGCCAUCUUCUGGCUGCAAGGAAUGGCGGGAACGGGCAAGUCAACCAUCGCGCAGACGGUGACCAAGAAGCUAGAUGGAGUCAAUCUGGGUGCAAGUUUCUUCUUCAAACGAGGUGACGGCGAUCGCGGGACACCUCGGCGGUUCUUUGCAACAAUUGCUAGCCAAAUGAUUCGCAAACAGCCCCGACUUACCAAGAUCCUCUACGAUAUUAUCCAGGAAGAGCCCGAGAUUGGAGACAAGAUGCUGGAGACUCAGUUUCGGAAACUUUGGGCUCGCCCAUUGAAGGAGCUGGCUGCCGAACCUACCACGGAGCCGACGACAAUCGUGGUGGUGGUCGAUGCACUCGACGAAUGCGAUCCACCAGAGGACGCAAAGCUUCUCAUCAAACUCCUGACCGAGCAUGAUGUUGUUUCUUGCCUCAGAGUCAAGAUACUUCUUACAAGCAGGCCAGAAUACCAUAUAGCCCUCCAGUUCAACAUCUCAGGCAACCCGCGUCGAGAUCUGAUUCUGCAUCGUGUCGACGAAGCCAUCGUUCAAAGCGACAUCCGCACAUAUCUGCGAAUCGACAUUGAGAAGUACACGAAGCAAUAUAACCAGCAAACAGAAAAGAUGGGACAAGGCCAAGUGCUCCCAGCUGACUGGCCCGGAGAAGAAACAUUCGAGCGACUUGUACAAAUGGCGACGCCCCUCUUCAUCUCUGCUGCAACAGUAUCCCGAAUGCUUCGAAACGAUCAGUGGCCUGCGACGCCUGAGCAAAAGGUAGAGCACAUACUCGAAUUCAGCACAAAGGGCCAAGGCCAGGUGGAGGAUCUAUACCGUUCGAUCCUUGCUCAAAUCAUGAGUCAGAUCCCAGUCCGCGCCAGACAGAGAUACAUCGACGACUUUCAGAGGAUUGUCGGAUCGGUUAUUCUUCUUGCAAGCCCUCUCUCUGUUGUCGCUCUCUCAAGUUUGCUUGGGAUUCAGGAGAACGAGAUAUACAAGAAACUCAGCUCUCUGUCUUCCGUGUUGGACGUACAGUCCAGAGAUGCGCCAGUCAAGCUAUUCCACCUUUCGUACCGGGAUUUCUUGUUAGAACAGGAUUCAUUCAGCAAUAUUGAGGAUCAAGAUCCUUGCCGAGGGUUAUACAUUGAAGAAGUAGCCGCUCAUGCGUGGCUGGCAGGUCAAUGUCUACAGCUCCUAUCUAUGAACUUACAUAACGACGUCUGCAAUCUCCAGGAUCCGGCUGUGAGCAGAAGGGAGAUUCGGGAAGAAAAGAUUCGACAGUGUUUACCUCCCGAAGUGGCUUAUGCAUGCCUCUACUGGAUACACCACGUAGAGGCAGGGAAAAGGGGGCUCCAAGACGGAGGACCCGAGCACAAGUUCCUCGAAACUAAGAUGCUGAACUGGAUCGAGGCGUUAGCCUGGCUCGAGAGGUUAAACGAAGGGCUUGAAGGAAUCCGAACCUUGAAAGAUAUGGCUCAUAACGCCGGAAGUCAGGGAAUUUUUCGACUACUCGAAGACGCCGAAAGAUUCGUCUUUUCGUUCAGGCCGGUAAUUCAAGAAACGCCAUUGCAAAUUUACAACUCGGCACUUGUUUUUUCGCCGACUAUGAGCAUCGUUCGGAAGACUUUUGCUUCGAACAGUCCAACUUAUAUCAAAGGGAUGCCACAAGUCGAUACCCACUGGUCUGCUUGCAUUCAGAGCAUCGAGUCCAAAGACAGAGAUGCAGAAAGGCCGGUAGGCAUUCAGUUGCUCUCCAACGAGACAUUGGUCAGUGGCCUUCAUGCGGGCUCUGUCAAAAUCUGGGAUCUCAACAGUGCCUCCUGUCUCCAUGACUUUGAUAUCGAAUCAGACAAGGCUCACGAGUUUGCCGUAUCACCAGAAGGCAAAAUCGCAAUCAUGGGAGAAAGGCAUGUGCAGAUUUGGACUCUCCAAGAUCGACGGUGCUUAUAUACGCUGGACCAUAACCUAGGGCGUCCCUACAUGCACGUGUCCAUGGCAUUCUCGCCUACUGGGGAUUACCUCUAUGCGUUAUCGUUGGCUGGCGAGUAUACUGUCUUUGACAUUCUCCGCAGAGAAGCCAAGACGGUUAAGCUUGACCGAGCCCUUGACAUGGGGAGCAAAUGUCUCUCAAAGGAUGGGAAAUUGGCAGCUUUUUUCGAUGAGCACGAAGUUGUCCUCUGGGAUCCCGAUGCCAACAUAAUUCUCCAGGAGCUGAAGAAUAUUGAAAUCACCAUCAGUACAGCCACCUUUUGCCAAGCAGGGGAGCUUCUUGUACUGGGAGCCUUUGGCGGCGAAAUCCGCCUGACGAAUGUCAAGACAGGAGAAACUGAACAGGAGUUUGACGGCCAGGUUGGAAUGGUCCAGGCCCUCGCCAUAUCCAAGAAUCAGGAGCGGCUCGUCGUUGGCGGCGGGCACAACCCUUCGAUUGCGAUAUGGGAUGUCAAGAACCAUGUCCUGCAACACAUUCUCACGGGCCACACGAGGUCCAUUUUGUACGUCGCUUUGUCUCCGGACGAAAAUACACUUGCGUCCUAUUCAUGGGAUGCAAUCAAGAUUUGGGCCUUGCCGCUCGCACCUCCUGCAUCCUCCCAGACUCGUGCCAUUGGAACAAACAUUGGGCACAUGGUUCUCGACUCAGACGGCCAAACGCUCUACCAUUCGGAGAUGGAGGCCGUCGGAACGUGGGAUCUGAACACCAUGAAGUGCGUAAAGAGAUCCGAGGUUGGCUCCGUGUUUGGCGUUGUACUGUCAGACUUCUCGCCACUCGCCGCCAUCCUGGGCAUGAAGCACACCGAGAUAUGGGAUCUGAGCAAGCAUUGCCGCGUCCAGACGCUGCAGACACUGGAGAAAUUGCGGUCAUCGGGAAACCUGCAUGAGUUGCCCCCGAGUCAACUUGCCCUCCAACCAUGUGCUUUAUCCAAAGACGCCCGGCUGUUUUACUCACGGUCUCACUUUUGGUCUGAACCCAAGAUGUACUGGUCGAUGCUGCAGACGUGGGAUUCUGUCACCGGCGACUGCGUGCACGUAUCUAGCAACAGUGAACGAGCAAUCACAGCAAUCUUCAUGUGCCCUGGGGGCCAGCAAGUGGCGUUGAUUGAGACGUCCGAUAUCCGGCCGCACGCGGAGGUUGGGAGGGCGGACAUUCGUAUUCAGGACGUUUCAACGGGUUGCUGCAUCUGUGUCAUCCACACCGAGGCUGCGGUCGAAUCCGCCGUAUUUUCCGCAAAGGGUACGCAGAUCAUUGCCAUCACACCAACUCGGGACGUUGGGAUCUUCGAUACGUCGACAGGGGCCAAGAUACUGGGCCUCUCCCUUGAGCUGGACCCGUACGAUGGUAGGCCACUUUUCCACUUGUCUCCGAGCUUUUUCAACAGAGAGCUCGUGGUCCACAAGGAUAUGCCCAGUGAAGAAGUCAGGGGCUCUUUACUGAAGGAGUAUGGCAUUUCGCCUGAUGGAUCCUGGUUGACGAGGCGUUUGAAGAGAGUGCUGUGGCUCCCCCCUGAAUACCGCCCGUCGUGUGCUAUUCUGGCACCAUCUCAGUUAAUCUUGGGAUGUGGUGGCCGUGUGGUCACAAUGGUGUUAGAGUCAUAG
Trichoderma reesei QM6a is the source of this 4860-nucleotide messenger RNA. RefSeq lists its product as uncharacterized. The transcript has 7 exons. The record is from RefSeq and is a predicted model, not a curated record. Bases 1 to 4860 code for a protein of 1619 amino acids. NCBI's taxonomy places the organism in Eukaryota, Fungi, Ascomycota, Sordariomycetes, Hypocreales, Hypocreaceae. Gene Ontology annotation, molecular function: protein binding.